AUGAGCAAUUCGAAAAAGAGUAUGAUCAAAGCAUUCAAGAAAGCGAUUUCGAACAGUUUUUCACGAAAGCGCCGACAUCAGAGUCUAGUACGCAGGUGGUGGAACGUAUCAGAGGAAAGCGAAGUCUCGGCCUCUCCCAGCUUGGCCCUGGAUCCAUCAAGGCCUGUCCUUUCCACGUCAGGUCACUCCCACACCGGCAGCAACAUAGAGGUCAAUCUAGAUGAGCCGACCACUUUGCAAAAGCGUCGCAUGGCAGAACGAAUGCUCUGCUUCCAGGAUCCCAUCACAGGAAUUUGGGGCCGGGUGCCAUCGGGGUCGAGCCACAGUAAAGCGUCGACCAAGAAUAAACAACACCGUGCUACUCUGCUUGAUGUGAAGAUACCUACUCCCUCUUUAUCCAUACCAUCUGAGCAUGUACUUUCCACAACAGUAGACCGGAGCAAACGUAGUGUCGACAUCCCUCCAAGACAAUUAUCAUCCACCGUAUCUGUUCGUCGAAAAUCGUCUCUCUUUUUGUCACGAUCGACAUCCCAGCGCACAUUUCUCACGACCCGAUCCCGAUCCCGUUUGUCAAGAUCUGUAUCCCAAGCCUCCACCGGCACCAAGAAAAGUGCCUGCUCUCAAAACCGUCGGCGAAAUGCGGCCAUGAAGGCGCUGACGUCCAUUACGGUGCUGGUACAAGAAAUGCUUGACAAGCAGAUGGUGAUAUCCGACGAUGAUCUAGAGGUUGUCACCGAGCAUGUUGCCAUGCUGCAAAAAGUUGUGACGGAAUUAGAGACAUCAAUAGCCAGGGAUAGUAUCGCGCGACGGUCCACCUUUGGUAAAAACGCUGGGGGGAGGCCCCUGCGGUUUGCCAGUAUCAAUACCAAAGGCGACGGUGUAGAGACGUCACCUCAUCCAGAGACGAUGGACAAUAGAGAAUGGGAAGACAUUCAUGAAUCCGAACCUGUAAUACAUACUGGACGCUCCGAGGACCAACCUUCAUCAGCGACCGCCUUGUACCCUCACCCAUUACGAUUAUCCACACAUGCCUCAUCUUGCGCAGAGAUUGACUCAUCAGCCCAAGGUUCCACCCAUGAGUCAGAUGCCGACCAACGUCGGCAAAUUCCGAUGGCUGUACGGCCAUCACAGCCAUCCUCGUCCGCAUCCAUUAAAGCCUACCGAAAAGUCAUUCUCCGCAGCAACAUCAUCAUCACUAAUGACACCAAGAUAGAAUAUCCUGGCCAGAAUAUUUCAAUUUACAAAGAAUCACCUACUUGUAGAAAUGGGGAGUAAAAUUUAGGGACGUUGGUAUACAAUAAUGGUCAUUGUAAUUUUAAUGCCAUACUUGGCCUGUUGUGGUCUUUCA
This is a messenger RNA of Spizellomyces punctatus DAOM BR117, 1348 nucleotides long. RefSeq lists its product as uncharacterized. The coding region runs from base 1 to 1275 and encodes 424 amino acids. NCBI's taxonomy places the organism in Eukaryota, Fungi, Chytridiomycota, Chytridiomycetes, Spizellomycetales, Spizellomycetaceae. The transcript has a single exon. The record is from RefSeq and is a predicted model, not a curated record.